Messenger RNA from Papaver somniferum (opium poppy), 1779 nucleotides. Its product is annotated as glycylpeptide N-tetradecanoyltransferase 1-like. Gene Ontology annotation, molecular function: glycylpeptide N-tetradecanoyltransferase activity. Gene Ontology annotation, cellular component: cytoplasm. Lineage: Eukaryota; Viridiplantae; Streptophyta; Magnoliopsida; Ranunculales; Papaveraceae. The record is from RefSeq and is a predicted model, not a curated record. The coding region runs from base 180 to 1517 and encodes 445 amino acids. The transcript has 2 exons. Gene Ontology annotation, biological process: N-terminal peptidyl-glycine N-myristoylation.
UUUCUUAAAAACCCUAGAUCCCUCCCAAAAAAUUAUCAAAAUCAAAUCCCCAAUUGUUUCCCUCUCAGAGAGAUCUCCGAGCGAAAACUCGGAUUUGAUAGCUGCGGGAAAUCCCUCUAAUUCCUCAUCCAGUCGUCUCUCAUCCAACUCCUAAUCCGGUAAGAAAAUUGAAAAAAAAAAUGGCUGAAAACAAUUCAACAGUUGGGUCUAAUGGAGAUGGAGAGAACUUAGAGAUUAGCUCUGAAAUUGGGAAUUCAUCGAAUUCGAAUGUUGUGGUUAACGAGAACGAUGCAGCUGCGAUUGAAGCGAUUACGAGGAAAGUUCAGGAUACAUUGACUGUAGGAGGUAAGAAACAUAAGUUCUGGGAAACACAACCUGUAGGACAGUUUAAGGAUCUAGGUGAUACUAGUUUACCUGAAGGUCCAAUUGAGUUACCGACACCGGUAUCUGAAGUGAAACAAGAACCAUAUAACUUACCGAGUUUGUAUGAAUGGACUACUUGUGAUAUUGAUUCGGAAGAAACAUGUGUUGAGGUUUAUAGUUUGUUGACUAAUAACUAUGUUGAGGAUGAUGAGAAUAUGUUUAGGUUUAAUUACUCCAAGGAGUUUCUGAGGUGGGCACUUCGUCCUCCUGGUUAUUUCAAGAGCUGGCACAUUGGUGUUCGUGUGAAAGUUAGUAAGAAGCUUGUUGCGUUUAUUACUGGUAUUCCUGCGAAGAUUAGAGUUGGUGAUGUGGUUGUGACAAAGGCUGAGAUUAAUUUCUUGUGUGUUCAUAAGAAGCUAAGGUCGAAGCGGCUGGCUCCUGUUAUGAUUAAGGAAGUUACUAGGAGGGUUCACUUGGAGAAUAUUUGGCAAGCUGCUUAUACUGCUGGAGUUGUGCUUCCCACCCCAAUAGCGACUUGUCAAUAUUGGCAUAGGUCUUUGAACCCCAAGAAGCUUAUUGAUGUGGGUUUCUCUAGAUUGGGCGCUCGUAUGACAAUGAGCAGGACCAUUAAGCUUUAUAAGUUACCCGAAUCCACUGUCACUCCAGGAUUCAGGAAAAUGGAGCUUCGUGAUGUUCCUGCAGUUACACGGCUUCUUAGGGAAUAUUUAAGCCAGUUUAUUGUUGCUCCUGAUUUUGAUGAAGACGAUGUAGAACAUUGGCUUCUUCCUACUGAGAAUGUUGUAGACAGUUACUUGGUUGAGAGCCCAGAGACGCACGAGAUUACUGACUUCUGCAGCUUUUACACUCUUCCUUCGUCGAUCUUGGGGAACCAGAACCAUUCAAUUCUGAAGGCGGCUUAUUCGUACUACAAUGUCUCCACAAAGACUCCAUUGCUUCAAUUGAUGAAUGAUGCUCUGAUCGUGGCUAAACAGAGGGAUUAUGACGUCUUCAAUGCAUUGGAUAUUAUGCACAAUGAAUCUUUCUUGAAGGAGCUGAAAUUCGGACCAGGUGAUGGGCAACUUCAUUAUUAUCUUUACAAUUAUCGUGUAAAACAUGCACUGAAACCAUCAGAGUUAGGGCUUGUACUCUUGUAGUUCGAAAAACAUCUGGAAUCUUAUUCUUAUGCGAAGGACUAGUAGUUGAUGAAGUCUUUACUGAACUAGACAUCUUGGGUUGUAUUCAAUUUGAUGAGGCUUUUUUUCUUGCAACCUUGAACCAGAGAUUUCUUCGAUUAAGAGCAGAGUUUUGUGUCCCUUUCUUUAUGUGUUAGCAAAUAAUUUGUUUUAAGGUAACAGAUAUUGAAAAUUUUGUUCUCUUUCUUGACACUGAAAUCUUCUAAUCAUGUUUUCCUCUGUA